AUGUCUAACAACGAAGACAACAAAAACCUCAUCGGUGGCCUCGGCGACACCCUCGGCCAAACAGUCGGCGGCGUCACCAACACCGCAGGUGGCCUACUAGGUAACGUCGGCAAAACUGUCGGCGACGUAACCUCUGGUCUCGGUAACACCGUCUCAGGCGCAACCCAGGGUCUCGGAAACACCGCAUCUGGCGCUGGCCGCACUGUGGGUGAUGGAAUCAGCGGUGCCACUGGUGGUAGUGGUUCUAGUGGUAGCGCAGGACAACAGAUUGGAGGAAAAGAGCAGACUGCGGAAAAUCCUUUGGGAUUGUAA
Messenger RNA from Talaromyces amestolkiae, 312 nucleotides. RefSeq lists its product as uncharacterized. Bases 1 to 312 code for a protein of 103 amino acids. The record is from RefSeq and is a predicted model, not a curated record. Lineage: Eukaryota; Fungi; Ascomycota; Eurotiomycetes; Eurotiales; Trichocomaceae. The transcript is spliced from 2 exons.